AUGCCCGCAACGACCGCAGCAGGUGCCCCCCCCUCUGUCGAGCCGCCAGCAACUGCUCCGCCACGACCCUCCGUUUCAUCACCCAGCAAACGGACCUACCGCGCCAGUCCGACCGCUAGCCCAAAGGCAGGGGGUGAUGCAGAGGCUGUGAGCCCGCGGGUGCUUCGAACGAGGCUGUCGAAUGUGGCGGAAGAGGUCGCGAUCGAACUGAGGUUGAAGGGCGGCCGGGAUUGCGAGUCUCGCAGUCCUGCACAGGCAGACGUCGACGUCGACUCGAUCAUCCCGAGUACACCUCCGGAGGCGGCGCUCGAAGCGCUCGUGGGGCUUGGAGUUGCGAUCCCGGGCGGCGAACGACUUGCUGGCCUCGACAGGGACGACCUCGAGGUGCACGACGGGUCGACGCAGAUGGCGACGGCCGAGAGGCAGAUGCAGGAGUACGAGGACAUGUCGGGAGGUCCGUUGCAUUGGACGUUUGCGCGGAUGUGCUCCCAGCAUGUCUACAGCGAGUACAACAAGCUCAAGCAGACGAUCGCUGCUGCAGCCGAGGCGCCUCCCACCAGCGAAGCAGGCUUCGCCAGCCAGUCCACGCCGACGACCCUUGCGACCUCUGCACGACCAGAAGCUGCAGCAGCCGCCGGCGGUGCCAGCGCGACGUCGAGCAUCACGAACAUUGCGCAAGCGGUCGAUGAGCCCGCUCCCGCUCCCGCUCUCGCACAGCCGGCUCAGCACGCACGACCUGGCAGCACGCCAGCCAAGCUUGCGAUCUCCUCUGCACAGACGAGCCUCACGCCGUCUCUCGCAACCUUCAACUUUGCCUCGACCUCGACUCCGGCUUUGUCGACGUCUGGUACUGCCCCUUCCUCGCCGACUCGAGCCGCCUCGACAGACAGUCAAGUCGCUGAAAGCCUGCUCGAAGACCUCGCUGCAGGCGAGCCGGUCUCGGUCCAGCAGUCUGCGUCAAGCGUCGUCAUCUCCGAGACGAUCCCAUCCGCCGACGCAGGUCUUGUCGUCGACGAGCCGCCUCCCAUUCCAGGUCUCUUGCCGGGCAUGAAGGUGAUUAACGGCGUGCCCGUCAAGACGAGCGUCAGCCACCCUAUCAACAUCUCGCCCCUUGUCCCGCCCGAACUCGUCCCGCACCUCUCGAGUCAGCUCAUGCGCCUCGGCUUGACCGAUGACCACGACGAUGCUCCAACUCCCUCUCAGUCUAGCCACCUGGUCCGACCUUCGGCGCGGACCGACCUCCUCACGCUGUGCGCGACGCUCAGGACGGACCCGUUCGCCUUUCCCUACAAGCAAGCCGGCGCGCCCUCGCUCGGAAACUUCGUCCUCUCCUCCUGCCCCGGCAAGAAAGUUCGCAUGAACGGUGAGCCGCUGCGCAACGGCCGCGGCGCGAUCUGCCGCGACGUCCUCCUCGACCUCCGCCGCGCCCGAGACGAGUACGGCGUCGGCCUCGUCGUCUGCUGCAUCGACGACCGCGAGCUCGCCUUCCUCGGCGUGCCGUGGGAGGAGUACCACGCUUCGGCUCGCCUGCUCGGACUCGAGGUCAUCCGUAUCCCGAUGGUCGAGGGUUUCGCGCCCGACAGUCCCGAGUCGCUCGACGCCCACCUCGCACGCAUCGUUCGCGACUACACGCUCCGAGGCAAGUCGGUCCUUGCGCACUGUCGAGGCGGGAUCGGACGGGCGGGCCUCGUUGCGUCUUGUUGGAUGCUCAAGAUGGGCCUGGUUGCUGGACAAUCGGCCCUUCCUGGAGGCGACUCGCGGGACGUGCCGUUCGAGGAAGAGGACCCGAUGGGUAUCGUCGAGCGGGUUGUCGAGCUCAUCCGCAGGAGGCGCAGCAUCAAAGCCAUCGAGACGCCUUAUCAAGUACACUUCCUCUUCCAGUAUGUCGCCUUCCUGCAGCAGGAGCACGCCGCUGCCGCCGCCGCCAGCCGCAACACUCCACCCUCCUAG
Messenger RNA from Rhodotorula toruloides NP11, 1950 nucleotides. Its product is annotated as protein-tyrosine/Dual-specificity phosphatase. The record is from RefSeq and is a predicted model, not a curated record. Gene Ontology annotation, molecular function: phosphatase activity. Gene Ontology annotation, cellular component: nucleus. The transcript is spliced from 4 exons. The coding region runs from base 1 to 1950 and encodes 649 amino acids. NCBI's taxonomy places the organism in Eukaryota, Fungi, Basidiomycota, Microbotryomycetes, Sporidiobolales, Sporidiobolaceae. Gene Ontology annotation, biological process: dephosphorylation.